Kluyveromyces marxianus DMKU3-1042 is the source of this 204-nucleotide messenger RNA. RefSeq lists its product as uncharacterized. The record is from RefSeq and is a predicted model, not a curated record. Bases 1 to 204 code for a protein of 67 amino acids. The transcript has a single exon. Lineage: Eukaryota; Fungi; Ascomycota; Saccharomycetes; Saccharomycetales; Saccharomycetaceae.
AUGCAAUUCAAGAACAUCGUUGCUAUCGCUGCCGUCGCCACUGUCGCUUCCGCUAAGACCAAGUCUAACGCCACCAACGGUACCAACGCUACCAACGGUUCCAACGGUACCACCUCUGUCUCUACUGGUGCUGCCGCUGCCAACGCUAUGGGUGCUGGUGUCUUCGGUGCUGCCGUCGCUGCUGGUGUUGCUUUCUUGUUCUAA